Molecule: messenger RNA, 822 nt
Organism: Orbicella faveolata
Lineage: Eukaryota; Metazoa; Cnidaria; Anthozoa; Scleractinia; Merulinidae
Source: RefSeq, a predicted model, not a curated record
UUUCCUGCUCUCAAAUGUAAGCAUAAAAAGAAAUUUGAAUUCCGCCAAAAGCAUCUUGCAAUUUUGGACUUAAAUAAUUUCCCUCCUUCUUGCAGCGACUCAGAAUCAGAAGAAGACUCAAAUGAGGAAGUGACUUUUAGACCUGUUGGAAUCCCGUACAAAGAAGAUGUCUGUAUACCCGUAUUCUCGUGGAGUCGCAAGGCCUUAAGCUGUAAAGGUCUUGUCAGGUUACUGCUACAAGACUACGAUCCAGAGUCCCUGUGCAUUUCCCAGCCUGUUAAUGUCUCUCAUAACAUUUCCUUCCUGGUUGAAAAUAAGUUUCUGAAAAGCAAGGAUGAUGUAAAAUGUGAUGAUAUGGGAGUAUGGAAGCACACUGGAUCGCCACGUAAAUGGUUCUUCAUUGAAAGAAAUGACAAUAAUGCUGUGGAGGAAAUCGUGCCUUUGCAAGGAAAGCCUAAACCAAAUGUGGAUAACGUGUAUCAACUACGAAGGAUAUACUAUGUUAAUGGUUCUGACAAAGAUGUACGAAAAAUAAUAUCUACUUUGCAAGGUAAAUUACUAACUUAUGAUUGUCUAUGCAAAAAGGUUUCUAGUCUUGAGACUAUUCUAUACUGUAACUUGACAAGGACUGGUGAUUUUCAUUGACUGACUAUGGCGGAGGGAAUGAAUACAACUCCCCCCCAAAGAUUUUUCUUAUUUUAAUAAGACGAUUUACUGGCAUUCCAUGGAGUAUUUAGUAGCAGUUCGUUAUACUCAUUUGAGCAAAGUCUGCUAAAAAUUGGUUUCUGUUGAAAGUUAAAUGACGUCAUAAGUAACAGGGAG